AUGAAAAUAGCCUGGAACAGACUGCUCCGCCUCCAAGAGAACGUGGCCUUACGUGGAAAGGCGACCCAGUCAGACCGCGCCGAGUACAUGUUCUCAGCUGCCUACAAUGCUAUUGAUGAAAACCAGAAUGUGGCCUUGCGUGGAAAAGCAACUCAGUCAAACCGUCAUGCAGACGGAUUUGCCCAAAACGCUAUCGACGGAAAUCGUGAAUCUAACUACGGGGCGGGAUCGUGCACCCACACUGUUGAACAGACCAACCCCUGGUGGAGAGUGGACCUGCUGGAGUCCUACAUCGUCACCUCCAUCAUCAUCACCAACAGAGGAGACAAUUAUGCAGAAAGGCUCAACGGGGCAGAGAUUCACAUCGGCAACUCUCUACAGGACGAGGGUGCCGCAAACCCAGUGGUUGGUGUGAUUACUCAUAUCCCAGCAGGCAGGUCUUUAAAGAUCACUUUUACCAAACUUGUGGAGGGACGUUAUGUGACCGUGGUGCUACCUGGUUCAAAUAGAGUCCUCACACUCUGUGAAGUGGAAGUCUACGGGUACCGUGCUCCGACUGGAGAGAACUUGGCACUCGGAGGAAAAGCCACACAGUCGUCGCUGCAUUCUACAGGCGUUGCAAAUAACGCCAUAGAUGGGAACCGUGCGUACUACUGGGACCAGGCUUCUUGUACCCACACAAAGGCCGACCUUAACCCCUGGUGGCGACUGGACCUGGGCAGAACCCAUAAAGUGUUUUCUGUCAACAUAACCAACACUAUAGACUCUGUGCCACAACGACUCAAUGGAGCUGAGAUCCUAAUUGGAGAUUCGCUUGAAAACAAUGGCAACAACAACCCCAGGUGUGCUUUGAUCUCAAGCAUCCCUGGAGGUUUCACCAAAAACUUCCAGUGUAACGGGAUGGACGGUCGCUACAUCAACAUCGUCAUUCCUGGAAGAAACGAGUACCUGACCCUGUGUGAGGUGGAGGUGUACGGCUCCAGACUGGAUUAGGUCUGAGGAGGCUCAUAUAACGUAUAACAACCACAUUUUACACUGGUGACGUUCAUAUUAGGCUCUUGGUGC
Molecule: messenger RNA, 1065 nt
Organism: Anoplopoma fimbria (sablefish)
Lineage: Eukaryota; Metazoa; Chordata; Actinopteri; Perciformes; Anoplopomatidae
Exons: 6
Coding region: 1-993 (330 amino acids)
Source: RefSeq, a predicted model, not a curated record